CAAUAUUCAUAAAAGCUUAGUCAUUGCUCAUAAUACUAAUCAAUAGUUUAUCAAUACCGUUAAAAAGUACACAAGUUAAAAUAACGUGAAGCGUGGCAAUCAAUUCUUCUUGCUGCAGAACAACACCAAACCAAAAGAACUGUCUCUCUUGAUAUCGAAAAACCUCGCUAGGUUACAAAUUGGUCAGCACGAGGCUCCGUCAGACUUCCUGGAUUGGACAUGAUGUCUCCCCAAGUGUGAUUUUUACACUUCCUUGUGAACGUGAUAUAACUUUUAUCAAUUGGACUUUUAACCUAGAUACCAUAUAUAAAUUAUAAAGAAGCUUUUGCUGAUCAAUUCGACUUAAGAUUCUGUAGUAUGUGAUUCCGGCAUCUGUAGCGAGUUCUUCAAAUUAGUGGGUGAAUAUUUUCGAUAUUUUGGAAUAAUCCAGACAUGGCGUUACCUUGUGAGAUUGAUACUGAAAUUCAACAGCAAACCUUAUUUGAUGAUUUUACUGUUGAAAAGGAGUCCAGUUUGUCCUUAAGUGCGGGUCCAUCGGAGAUUUUUGAAAGUGCGAAUGAGAUGGAUCAGUCCCAAAUGAAUAUAGCAAAGACCCCCGGUAGAGAAAGAUACAGACAACCACAGAACUGGAAAGUUCAAGAAGCAAAAAGAAAAAGAAAUUCGGGCCAAGAGUAUGUCUCGUACUCUACAAAGAAAACAGUAAAACCUAGAAUAAUAAAAGAAAGUUGUGAAAAGAAAAAUUGUAGAACGAAAUUCUACACAAAAAUUUCGGAAGAUCAAAGAAUUAUUUUUCAAAAAUUUUGGGCUCUGGGUAAUCAAAACAGGCACAUGGACUUUUUAGCAAAACAUGUAACGAGAGAACAAAAAAAAGUAGAGACUAUUAGAAAUACAAAUUCUCGGCGUCAGUUUACAAUGAAAUAAAUAUUUCUUAACAUUUGGAGAAUCGAGCGUUAAAGUUUGCACACAAUUUUUUUUCAACACCCUUGACAUUAGUGACAUUUGAGUACAAACUGUCAUGGCCAAACUUGAAAAAAAUGAAUUUGGAAUAGGAAGUCCAGACAAUAGAGGCAAAUUUACUAGUAAAGAUCCGAAAGUAGAAAGAAAUAGAAAAUUUAUAAGAGAACAUAUAGACUCUCUGCCCACAACUGAGUCCCACUACAUUCGUAAGGACUCAAAACGUCAAUACCUACAAGUUGAUAUCCAGUCUUUAGCCCAAAUGUAUAGAUUGUGCAUUGACUGGGCCAGAGAUAAAAAAUUCCUAUUGCUACUUGCAGGCAGUAUAGAUGUUUUUGAACAUGACUUUAACAUAGGAUUCUUUGUACCUAAAAAAGAUCAAUGUGACAUAUGUGACAAAUUUUUAUUGGCAGAUAGUAACAAAGCAGAAGAAUUAGAGACAAAUUAAAAGACAACGACCAGCAGCAUGCAAAAGGGGACAAAUCAUUCAACGUGACUUCUUACGAUUUACAGAAGAUUUUAGUAACCCCCUACAAAGAUGUCAGUAUUUUUUAUAAACUAAAAUAUAGCACUUACAAUUUAACCCUAUUUGACAUAGGUAAUAAUCAGGGGCAUUGUUACAUCUGGCACGAAACAAUUGCAAAGCUGGGAGCGAACGAAAUUGGAAGUUUUGUACUGGAUUAUAUAAAACACAAAAUUCAAGAUGGAGUUAAUACGUUUGUAUUCUACACAGACAAUUGCGCCGGACAAAAUCGAAAUCGUUUUGUUUAUGCAAUGUAUGUAUAUGCUGCGGAAAAAUAUAAAGUUUCUAUAAUCCACCGUUUUUUAGAAAAAGGGCCGACCCAAAAUGAGGGACACAGUGUACAUGCAUUAAUAGAGCGACAAAAAAAGGUAUAGUCGUAUUAUAUACUCCUGACCAAUGGAUUAUGCUUAUAUGGCAAAGGCCACUGGAGAACCUUAUAACGUAAUAGAAGUUAACCAAGAUAUUGUAUAUGAUUUGAAACAGUUAGUAACAAAUGAUAGAAAUUGGAAGACUGAUGAAAGCGGAAAAAGCGUUAGAUGGAAUGAUGUAAGGGAAAUAUAAGUCUCUAGUGAAAAACCGUUAAAAAUAAAAAUAAAAUAUGACUUUAUAGAUGAAAAUGAAAAAUGUAUUUUAGACUUAAACAAGAGAAGCAAUACAAGAAUAAAGAAGCUUUUAAUAUGUCGACCUAAAAAUUUAGUCAAAGCCUCUAAAAACUUGAUUCCCAAUUCAAAAAAAAAAUAUGAUCACUUGCAAUACCUAUGCAAGCACGGAGUUCCUGAAAUGUAUCAAAACUUUUACAAAAAUCUUCCCCAUCAAAUACAUAUCCAAGAAGAUGUAGAUGAUGAAGAAAACUAAUUACGUUUACAUUGUAAUGUACAUAUUUCUUUUCCAAAAUCAGUUUUUUAUGUUUUUAAACAAUAGUUUUUUUACCUUCAAAUCUUAAAGUAAUCAAAAUAAUGAAUAACUAUUGUCAAAUUUAUCUUUGUCUUUUUUUGUGUAUCUUUAGAUACGAUGUUAGUGACUUCAGAAAUAGCAAGUAGUUGCAUCGUAUCUUCACAUACGAUAUAAGUAAUUUAAAAAAGAGAAACUGUUAUAUUGUAUCUCUUGAUAAGAUAUGAGCUGCUUCAAAAUAAGUAAAUAUUUACAUCGUAUGUUUUUUUAAGGUAAAAUUUACAAAUAUUUAUGUAUUUUCUUAAUUUCUUAAUUAAUAGACAUAUAGAGACGAAUCCCCUUUUAGCUCUAGCCAAAAUUUACGUUUAAAUCAAUAAAAACUUAGUUUGUAUCGAUGAAAAACCUAAAAAACUUUGAACUCGUUUUCUGAAAAGUUGUGAUUUAUGAGUUACGAUGUUCUUAUUUGCGAGCGUCGAUAUGUACAUACAUGUACAAUAACAAAACCGUGAUAUUAUAAAAAGUACUUUUUAUUAGAGUGUAAUUUUUAGAUUUUUAAGCAUUUUAUCGUUAAAUCGUUUAUCGUUAAAUUAUUUUAUAUUCUUUCCUAUAAAUAAUAAAAAGGUUUUAUUAUAAAAUAGUUCUUUUUUAUAAAAGUGUAAUUAUUAUAACAGUAGCAAUGAUGUCAACAUUAUAGAAUCUUGAAAAUACCUUGGACAACCCACACCAUCAACGAAAACGUUCUGAGGAGAAUAGGUAUAGAAAGGGAGCUGCUUAAAAUCAAAGCUGCAUCAAAGUUAGAAAAGUUUGCUACCUGGUGACACAUAAUGAGAAACAAAAAGUACCGCCUCGCGCAAAUGAUCAUCCAGGGCAAGUUUGAAGGAAAACGGGGUCCCGGUAGGCGCCAGAUUUCAUGGCUUAGAAAUAUCAGACUGGAACGUCCUUGAUUCGACAUCUUUGUUUAGAGCCGCAUUGGACAGAGACAGAUUUGCCAGUGUAGUCGCUAACUAAAACUAAAGGAGACCAGAGCCGGAUUU
Messenger RNA from Diabrotica virgifera virgifera (western corn rootworm), 3402 nucleotides. RefSeq lists its product as uncharacterized. NCBI's taxonomy places the organism in Eukaryota, Metazoa, Arthropoda, Insecta, Coleoptera, Chrysomelidae. The record is from RefSeq and is a predicted model, not a curated record. The transcript has 2 exons. Bases 433 to 921 code for a protein of 162 amino acids.